This is a messenger RNA of Penicillium alfredii, 1593 nucleotides long. RefSeq names its product ENTH domain-containing protein. Gene Ontology annotation, molecular function: phospholipid binding; clathrin binding. Gene Ontology annotation, cellular component: endosome; clathrin vesicle coat; plasma membrane. The transcript is spliced from 5 exons. Gene Ontology annotation, biological process: Golgi to endosome transport; endocytosis. NCBI's taxonomy places the organism in Eukaryota, Fungi, Ascomycota, Eurotiomycetes, Eurotiales, Aspergillaceae. The record is from RefSeq and is a predicted model, not a curated record. The coding region runs from base 1 to 1593 and encodes 530 amino acids.
AUGGACUUCAACAACCUCAGGGAUCAGGUCAGCAACCUGACUCUAUACGAUCUCAAGGCGGGUGUCCGCAAAGUGCAGAAUGCUGUGAUGAAUUAUACCGAGAUGGAAUCCAAGGUUCGGGAAGCCACAAACAACGAUCCUUGGGGUGCGUCGACGACGUUGAUGCAGGAGAUUGCCAACGGAACGCAUAGCUACCAACUGCUCAAUGAGAUCAUGCCCAUGAUUUACAAGCGGUUCACCGACAAGAGCGCGGAGGAGUGGCGACAGAUCUACAAGAGUCUUCAGCUUCUCGAAUUCCUUGUCAAGAACGGAUCAGAACGGGUUGUCGACGACGCAAGAUCGCACAUGUCGCUGAUGCGAAUGCUCCGACAAUUCCACUACAUCGACAUGAAUGGGAAAGACCAGGGUAUUAAUGUGCGCAACCGGUCGUCGGAGUUGGUGAAGCUGUUGGGCGAUGUGGACACAAUUCGCGCGGAGAGGAAAAAGGCCCGGGCCAACCGCAACAAGUUCGGCGGCUUCGAAGGUGGCAUCAACGUCGGAAGCGGAAUGUCCAGCUCCAGCCGUUAUGGAGGCUUUGGCAGUGAUAGCAUGGGAUAUGGCGGAUACAGUGGCGGUGUCUUUGGUGACGGCGGAGGGUUCGGCGGCGCGUCCUCCGAAUUCCAGGACACCGGACGACGGCCCAACCGGUUCGACGAGUAUGACGAGUACGAUGAAGGAGAUGCCAGCCCCCCGCGCUCGCGCGAACCCGCAGCCCGCUUGAACCGGGAGCCGAAGCCCCAGCCGAAGCCAGAGCCUGUCGCGGAUCUCUUUGACUUUGGGGACGAUGAACCUGCCGCUACCACGGCGCCUUCCUCCACUGCCGCCGGCAAGCAGCCCGCGGGUAGUGCCCUCAAUAUGCUGGACCCCACACCGGCCGACGAUGAUGACUUUGAUGACUUCCAAUCUGCAACCCCGGCUACACAACCACCCACACAAGCAGCAUCGUCGAACCAAUUCUCGAUUGCGCCGCCAGCAUCUACCGCUAGCACGACUGCUAGCACGCAGUUCGUUGCGCCGCAACCUGUUUCGGCUUCGCAGGGAGCCAACAUCAAUGGUUUGGUUGGUUUCACAUCGAUGACCCCGACCCCGACAUCCAGCUCGAUUGCUUCGCCCGUGUCGCAGACCGCUCCCGCGCAGCAAAAUCCUAUGGUCCCGAAGCCCUCAGGCUUCUCGGCGGCCACGCCCAACUACUUCACCUCCGUCUCCAACACCCAGCCGGUGUCAUCGCACGGUGCCACUUCUUCCAUCUCUUCCACGGCUGCUCCCGCGGCCCCCGCUGCCAGCAAGCCCGCUGCUGCGCCGACCAAGGCUUCCGGGGACGCUUUCGGCUCGCUCUGGUCCACCGCUAGUGCCAGCGCCGGUAUUCAGAAGUCGAACUCCCAAUCAAACAAGGGACCCAACCUUGCCAGCAUGGCCAAGGAAAAGGCCAGCGCGGGUAUCUGGGGUGCCCCUGCUCCCUCCAGCGGCGUCUCCCCGGCCCCGUCUCAGGUUCAGCCCCAGCAGAAGCAGGGCGGGCAGACCGGCAGCUCGGGUCUUGAUGACUUGCUCGGCUAA